Messenger RNA from Arachis duranensis, 792 nucleotides. RefSeq names its product nuclear transcription factor Y subunit B-5-like. The record is from RefSeq and is a predicted model, not a curated record. Bases 2 to 526 code for a protein of 174 amino acids. Lineage: Eukaryota; Viridiplantae; Streptophyta; Magnoliopsida; Fabales; Fabaceae. Gene Ontology annotation, molecular function: DNA-binding transcription activator activity, RNA polymerase II-specific; protein heterodimerization activity; RNA polymerase II cis-regulatory region sequence-specific DNA binding. The transcript has a single exon. Gene Ontology annotation, biological process: regulation of transcription by RNA polymerase II. Gene Ontology annotation, cellular component: nucleus; CCAAT-binding factor complex.
AAUGAGUGAUAACAUAGUCUCAUCAACACAAACCUUUAAUAUUAAGUACAACAAUACUAUCACAUUUUCUUCAACAAGUGGAAUCUCUUCUUCUUCUUCUCAUCAUCAUAAUCAUCAAGAUUAUGGGGUUAUCAAAGAGCAAGAUCGGUUGCUUCCAAUUGCAAAUGUUGGGAGAAUCAUGAAGCAAAUCCUUCCAACAAAUGCAAAGAUCUCAAAGGAAGCAAAGGAGACUAUGCAAGAGUGUGUUUCUGAGUUCAUAAGCUUUGUGACUGGUGAAGCUUCUGACAAGUGUCACAAGGAGAAGCGCAAGACCGUUAAUGGUGAUGAUAUUUGUUGGGCCUUGGCUACUCUAGGGUUUGAUGAUUAUGCUGAGCCACUCAAAAGGUACUUGCAUAAGUUUAGGGAAUUGGAAUGUGAAAAAGCUAAUAAUCAAAAUCAUAAUAAGGUUAUUAAUACUACUAAUAGAAAUAAUAAUAAUCUUAUUGAAAAAUAUAAUAGUUAUGGGGGUGAUGAUGAUGAAGACUAGAAUAAUAGCCAAGAAAAGAAAACAUUACUCCAUAUCUAGGACUAAAGAGAAAGGGUAUCUAUUUGUCACUACUCCAAGCUAAGCUUCUUGUUCUUUUUCUUACUUCAUCUACUUCUCUAAUUUUAAUUUCUAGUAGUUUAAUCUCUUUCUAACUUGUUUAAUUUCAUAUAUCAUUAAUCUAUUAGGUGCUAUAUGGUGUUGUUAAUGUGAAAUCAUGAACAAUAUUAUGUAUAUUUAUGAGCAUGUAUGAAUUUCAGAUCUUUUAA